Molecule: messenger RNA, 300 nt
Organism: Ostertagia ostertagi
Lineage: Eukaryota; Metazoa; Nematoda; Chromadorea; Rhabditida; Trichostrongylidae
Source: the annotation of a GenBank genome assembly
AAUAAUAGUGGAUGUCGUUCUCAAUCACAUGCUAGGCGUGAAUCAAAAAUCGGGAGUAGAUGGACGCAGUUCCAGUGCCAACAGCACCUUCGACAGUCACGAAGAUGUGGAAUACUUUCCUGAUGUCCCAUAUUCGAAGAAUGAUUCCAAUGAUUACCGCUGCACAAAGGGAAUUGAGGGCGACGAUUAUGGCAAUAGAAAUAUUAUUUUCGGCCCCGAUGAACGCCCAUUUGUUGUCUUUGAAGUCAUCGACAGAGGCGGUGAAGAUGUUCAAUACAGCCAAUACACUGACAUUGGCAG